CUUGCACUCUCACCACAUGUCUUGCUGAUGGCCAUAUCCCUGCAUCUGAGCUAUACUGCUGCUCUUGCCACUACUUUCCUUGGUGCUGCUGCCUCAGCCCUUGUCUAUGUACAUAUAUCCAGCAAGAAGCUAGGGAAGCUGCCUCCAGGCGCCCAAGCUCCCGUACUACUCAUUAGCUCGACAUUUCAUUCACGAUUCAAGCCGGUACUGCACAGCUUUCGCUAUCCAGUCUUGUAUAUAGGCGUUGAACUAGACUCUGAAGGAUACGCUGAUGAGUUAUUCAGCUUUGGAACAAGCUGUUGGCGACUACUUUCCCUUCACGCCAGUGACUAUUUGUCAUCAAGGCACGAAGGCUCACUCAAGGCGAAGCUCUGGGCGCAUCUCAAGGAUCAUGACAUCUCAACAGAUAAUCUUCACAGAGCGUUUCUCAUAACAACUCCACGGUUAUUGGGAUACGCCUUCAAUCCAGUUUCCUUCCACUACAUUUACGACCAAAAAGACGUCCUGCGCGUUGUCGUGCUCGAAGUCAACAAUACCUUUGGCGAAAAGCACAUUUAUGUCUUGAAGCAAGGAGAUGCUGCAGAACAUGUGCGUCAUGGCUACCAUUCUGCGCAAACCUUCUCAAGACGCUUCCACGUCUCACCCUUCAACGAUCGCUCUGGUGCAUAUCAGCUACAAUGUCGAGAUCCCUUUGAGGAAACACCCAUCAGUGUCGGUAUGCACUUGACGAUGCUCGCUGAAGACGGAUCAAAAAAAUUGACGGCGCAAGUCAAUUCUAUUGCGGCACCUGUUUUGACUAGCCAUCGUCUUGUCACCUACUGGACAAUUUUGAAACAUGGAACAGCAGUGUUCAUGACUGUACCGCGCAUCCUUGCUGAAGCAUACAAACUUCAUUACAGCAAGAAGCUGGCCGUGUUUCUUCGACCUGAGCCAUUUGAAGAACUUUCUGCGAUUGGCAGGCAAGUUGCCACGCCGAUGGACAUGGCUUACCAAGAAAUGCUAUUGAGCUUCCUGAAGAAACGCAUACAAACGUGUCCAGACUUACCAACGGUAGAGUUCAAGAUCUUGCCUGCACCACCAGCUCAAGCAACAGUCAUGGUGCCGGGAGGUAAAGACCAUUUGACCAUUACCGUGCUCUCUUGGGCAUUCUUCUCAGCGAUGUACACACAUACCUCACCAGCAGCCGCUUUAUUGACAGAAUCACUCGCCUUGUCGAGUCCCAUGUUUCGCGUAUCAGACACGACGCUCUUCCUGGACUUGUUUCCAGAUGGUCGUCAUAGCAGACUUCAGAGAUUGCGGAGUAGAUUGGUCGGGCCUGAUGAAGAGACUAUCGAGGCACUCAAGGGCAGUCAGCUGGAUGAUCGUCUAAGACUUGUUCAUCAACGCUUGAACUCCCUGGAUGAGCAUGUCUUGCAGUCAGCAACAGGAUGGCAAGCGAUAAGGUACCAAUGCAGCAUCCUGUCUGCCCUCAUUCUUGGUUACCUUGGCAAUACGGCCUUUUCCAGACUUGCUACGUUUGCAGGGGAAGCUGGUGCCCCUUCUGAUGCAUGGCGGCGAGUCAGGCUGUAUGUUGCUUCUCUGUAAUUUAUUAGGUGACUGUUCUGUGACCCAAUGGCAUCUGGUCAACGUUACGUGUAUAAAUCGACCGC
Molecule: messenger RNA, 1649 nt
Organism: Protomyces lactucae-debilis
Lineage: Eukaryota; Fungi; Ascomycota; Taphrinomycetes; Taphrinales; Protomycetaceae
Exons: 1
Coding region: 28-1584 (518 amino acids)
Source: RefSeq, a predicted model, not a curated record